ACCCAGAAAACUCCACGUGGACUACAGCUCCCAAAAUCCCUUGCGGAAGCCAAAGACUACAAUUCCCGGCGAGUUCCGGGCUCGACGGCUUAGGGCGGAGCAGCAACAUGGCGGCCCCCGGAGCUGGUGACCCUCUGAAUGCUAAGAAUGGAAAUGCUCCAUUCGCUCAGCGCAUCGACCCGUCGCGGGACAAAUUGACCCCUGCGCAGUUGCAGUUUAUGCGGCAGGUGCAACUUUCCCAGUGGCAGAAAACACUGCCACAGCGGCGGACCCGGAACAUCAUGACCGGCCUGGGAAUCGGGGCCCUGGUCUUAGCUAUUUAUGGUUACACCUUCUACUCGGUGGCCCAGGAGCGUUUCCUUGAUGAUCUAGAAGAUGAAGCCAAAGCUGCCCGCGCCCGCGCUCUUGAGAGAGAGAGAGCGUCAGGACCCUAACUGUACAGACCGUCUUCAAACUGCUGGAGCCCCUGUAUAUAUUGAAUGAUGCUUGGUGAUCUCACAGCAUCACUGGUAUACUAACUUCGGACUGUGAUUGAGCCCAAGAAGGCAGACACUAUGCAUUUGGCCACUGCCAAAGGGCAGGGGGGAUUGUUCACUUCAGUUUGUACAGUUACUCAGCCUUUUUUAUUUCCUUGUUUGAGAGGUAUGCGACCUUGCCUUUCCCCAAACUUUGUGGUUUACCCCUUCACCUCCCAGGGGCCCAACUGUUAAGGGGGAGGGUGUGGCCUAACUGCAGAGUUGGAACUUAAAGUGGGAAAGAUAGGGUCAAGUUAAGAGUAAUAAAAUGAGUCAUCUCUCCUGAAGCCAA
This is a messenger RNA of Mastomys coucha (southern multimammate mouse), 807 nucleotides long. Its product is annotated as cytochrome c oxidase assembly factor 3 homolog, mitochondrial. NCBI's taxonomy places the organism in Eukaryota, Metazoa, Chordata, Mammalia, Rodentia, Muridae. The transcript has 2 exons. The record is from RefSeq and is a predicted model, not a curated record. Gene Ontology annotation, biological process: mitochondrial respiratory chain complex IV assembly. Gene Ontology annotation, cellular component: mitochondrial inner membrane. Bases 108 to 434 code for a protein of 108 amino acids.